Messenger RNA from Callorhinchus milii (elephant shark), 815 nucleotides. RefSeq names its product ras-related protein Rab-7L1. NCBI's taxonomy places the organism in Eukaryota, Metazoa, Chordata, Chondrichthyes, Chimaeriformes, Callorhinchidae. Gene Ontology annotation, molecular function: GTP binding; GTPase activity. Gene Ontology annotation, biological process: endosome to lysosome transport; phagosome-lysosome fusion. The record is from RefSeq and is a predicted model, not a curated record. Bases 86 to 742 code for a protein of 218 amino acids. The transcript has 5 exons. Gene Ontology annotation, cellular component: late endosome; lysosome; phagocytic vesicle.
AAAAAUAUUCCGUCCUCUCGGUCACGCUUUCGUGUCGGCUUGCCCCGAGUCUGAACGGCCACUUUGGAGGAAAAUCUUGUGAAGUAUGAAAUCAGGCAUCAUGAUCUUGGAAAUGCAGACUUCAUUGCCGAAAAGCAGCACCGAGCACUUGUUUAAGGUGAUUGUAAUCGGCCAGUUCAGGGUGGGAAAGACUUCCUUUAUUCAACGCUACGUGAACGGACUCUUUACUGAGAAUUACAAGGCUACGGUGGGAGUGGACUUUGCAAUGAAAACCAUCAAGUGGACAGAAAAUGACAUUGUGAGGCUGCAGUUCUGGGAUAUUCAAGGGCAGGAAGACACAACAAAGAUGACCAGAGCUUUCUACAAGAAUGCAGCAGCCUGUUUGAUAAUCUUUGAUAUGACAUCCGAGAGGUCCUUUGAAUUCUGCAAGGAGCUAAAAGAAGCUGUGGAUUCCGAAGUUUGUGACAAAUAUGAGAUGCCCAUUCCAUGCAUCCUGCUGGCCAAUAAGUGUGAUUUAAAGGAGUGGGCGGUGACGAGGGAAAGAGUGGACCAGUUUUGCAGUGAAUGCAACUUUCUGUGUUGGAAAGAGAUUUCGGUCAAGAGAAACGAGCAACUGGAAGAAUCUGUCGGAUGUUUGAUUGAAGUGGUUAUGGAAAGAAGCAAAGAUUCCUUGGAGCCUGUUUCUGAGCCUGAAUUAGAUAUUCACCAACCUCCAGCCAAGAGCUAUUGCUGUAAGAUUUGAGUAAGAGUGGAAAAGAAAGACAGAACAAUUUGAACCUGCUCCAUCUCACUCGAGCCAUCCUUGCAUUUCCAUU